This is a messenger RNA of Chinchilla lanigera (long-tailed chinchilla), 2177 nucleotides long. RefSeq names its product calcium release activated channel regulator 2B (gene Cracr2b). The transcript has 7 exons. NCBI's taxonomy places the organism in Eukaryota, Metazoa, Chordata, Mammalia, Rodentia, Chinchillidae. Gene Ontology annotation, molecular function: calcium ion binding. The record is from RefSeq and is a predicted model, not a curated record. Bases 621 to 1916 code for a protein of 431 amino acids.
ACACUGGAGGGGCCUCCUGGAGUGAGGGCUGGGGACUUGGGAGUGUCUGUGCCACGCCACCAUGGCCAGCACACAAAGUUCUAUGCUUGCUCUUCUUCCCGGUGUCCCAGACUGCAGCAUGCAGGGCCUAGGCCUUCCUGUCCCCAUGCGCCUGGCAGUAUCUGCUGCCAGUACCUCUGAGUGCUGAGGAGGGGUGCUAGCCAAGGGCAGUGCACCUGUCCCAGGAGUUUCCCGGUAUCCAUUGCCAGGAGGCAGUCAGAGCGGUAAGGACCCUUGGGUGAUGGGUACUGGUGCCCAGCCACAGGCUCAGCCCCCGCCUGCCCCUCCCGGAAGGUGUGGGUGCUGUGGUGGCAGCCCCCAGCCAACAAUAACGGUUGUAGGAGCUGGGGCAAGGGACUGGACAAGCCGGCCAGGCAGGUCCUGGCCCUGGUGCAGUUCCUGUCUCCAGGUCCUGUCCUAUAGGCCCAGUCUGCUGUGGUUCCGCCUGAGAAGCAGAGGCAACACGGCUCCCAGGGCUGGUGCAGGCUGGAAGCACAGCCCAGGGUCCAGCCCCAUGGCCAGCCCUGGGGAGCCCGGGGCUGUGGAGGCCCAGGAGGAGGAGGAGGGGGCCUCUGCAGGGCAUGGUCCAGGUCCAGCGGUGCUGCAGCAAGCCCAGGAGCUCUUCCUGCUGUGCGACAAGGAGGCCAAGGGCUUCAUCACCCGGCAGGACCUACAGGGAGGCUUGUGGGGCUGCAACCGGCAAAGAGUGUGACUCCCUCGUGGACUCCCGAGGAAACCUUCGAGUCGUGGGAGGUGCAGGGCUCCCGGGGCUCCCUGGAGGAAGAAGAGGAAGACGAGGAGGAUGUGGAGCGGUUCUGCGCUGCGCUGGAGCAGCUGGGGGUGGCCCGGGUCCUGGGCGAGCAGCGCGCCGUGAGGUCGCUGUGGGCCCGGCUGCAGCUCGAGCGGCCCGAGCUGCUGGGCUCCUUCGAGGACGUCUUGCUGCGCGCGUCCGCCUGUCUGGAUGCGGCAGUCCGGGAGCGCGACGGCCUGGAGCAGGCGCUGCGGCGGCGGGAGAGCGAGCACGAGCGGGAGGUACGCGGCCUCUACGAAGAGCUGGAACAGAAGCUGCAGGAGCAUCGGCCGUGCGGGCGGAGCCAGGUGGGCCCCCCUGCCUGGCCCACCGGGAGUCCCGCCCUUUCCGAGCCCUUCGCCCCGUGCCCCGCAGUCUCCUCAGGGGCGCCGAGGCUCAGGUGCCUCGUGCGCCCCAGAAUUCGCCCCGUGAGGAGCGGAGGGGCCACCUGGAGCUGGAGCUGCAGAGCCGCGAGCAGGAGCUGGAGCGCGCGGGGCUGCGGCAGCGAGAGCUGGAGCAGCAGCUGCGGGCCCGGACCGCCGAGCAGCAGGAGGCACAAGCCCAGCACGCACAGCUGCGGGGCGUCUUGGAGGCGCUGCGCGCGCAGCUGGAGGGGGCGCAGGAGCAGCUCCGCAGACUGGAGGGCGAGGCGCAGGGCCGCCGGGAGCAGACGCAAAGGGACGUGGUCGCCGUCUCCAGGAACAUGCAGAAGGAGAAGCUCAGCCUCCUGCGUCAGCUGGAGCUGCUCAGGUGCGCUCAGGCCCAGCCCGGCGGGGCUCCCGCGUGCUCUCGGCCUCCACCCCAUUCGGCCAGGAGGAAGGCCUUCCUGUGUCUGCCCGCUUAUGGCCGGAGGGAGCGGGGCCCACCUACCCGCAUCCUCGCUCGCCCCCUCCGAGCUCAGCUGCGCGCCCUCCUCAGGGAGCUGAACACACGACUGCGGGACGAGAGGGACUCCUGUGAGGCCAGGCUGCUGGGAAGCAGCCACAGGAAGCCACUGGACGCCGCGGGCCUGCCCAGACCAGCCUGCUGCUGUUGCUGGGCUCAGCCCCCUAGACGCGGUUCCGGCCACCUGCCCAGUGCCCGGUGACCAGCCCGCCUGGGCCCCCGCAGGAGCUGGUCCUCGAAGGCCACCUGUCCUGGGUGCGCGCUGCCCACCCAACACCCGCCCCCCGGGCUGACCUGUGGGUGGUCAGUGCCGCAGGGCCUCGCGUGCCCCUGCUAUUCUGCACUCUGUCCCGCAAAAGAAAAACAACUGUGCACGACCCAAUAAAGCGCGCCCUGCCGCAGUCCCUUGGCCCUCUGUGUGUCUGGGACCUUCUGUGGUGUGUGGGCUGUGAUCCCUGUGCGA